UUGGACAAAAUAUGUCGGUUGGUCAGCCGGCGGUCCCCGGCAUGAAACCUUAUUUUUGAGUGCUUAUCAUUUAAUAUUUAAGCUUGGUUUCGUCAAUAAAUUUGUGAAUCUACUAUCUAAUAGUUAAACAUUUAACGUAUCGAAAAGACUGUAAAUAUGAGUGUUCUAUUUUUAAGAAUUUGAUGAAGUUGUGGUGUAAAAAACGUUCGGUGGUAAUAACCUCAAUGUUGCAAUUAUUGUUUGAUAGUUUUUUGUAAAUAUUUUGAGAACGUAUGUUAUUCUAAUACUUGUACUGGAUUUAUUGCGAGAAUUGCGAAUAUUUUCAUUUAUUUUCGUGUACUGUAAAGUGGUAUGACCCUUGCCAAAAUGGAGCCCAUGAAGAUUCAUCUCGAUGCUUUGGAAAUGGCAGGAAAAAUGGUGGACAAGCACAUUGUUGCAGAUAGCAAUUUUCCAUCAUUAAUUAAUCUCAUGCGAUAUAAUGCACAAGGUAGCCCAACUGUCAGUGGACUUGACGUUCACGACUACCCAAAUUUAAAUGGAGCAUCGCUAAGUUUAACUAACAUUAAUCAAAUGAGAACACACAGCAAAAUACCUUUACCAUCUGAAGUUAUGGAGCACUUUGGUCACAUGCAAUGUCAUUGUAUGAUGGGUUUAUUCACAGAUAUAUCCAAAGCAUGGCUUACAAUCGACAGUGAUAUUUAUGUAUGGUCUUAUGAAAAUGAGUCUGAUGUAGCAUAUUUUGAUGGGUUGAAUGAGACAAUCAUAAGCGUUGGUCUUGUAAAGCCAAAACCCGGUAUUUUUCAAAGCUAUGUAAAGUACUUACUUGUCUUGACAACUACAGUUGAGAUAACUGUUCUUGGUGUAACUUUAAAUGAUAAUGAAGAUGGAACACAAGGAGAAAUGCAAUUGGUACCAGAGCCUAUUUUCACAGUAACAACCGAUGGAAUUGCUAUUACAACCAUUGCAAAUACAAGUAGUGGAAGAAUUUUCCUAGGAGGUAGAAAUGGUUCUUUAUACGAAAUAUAUUAUCAGGCAGAGAGCAGUUGGUUCGGAAAGCGCUGCAAAAAAGUAAAUCACUCAGAGGGUCCGUUUUCUUUCCUGGUUCCUUCUUUUGUCACAGUGGCUCUCUCGGAGGAGGAAGCCAUAGUACACAUCUCUGUAGACGACUCACGCAACAUCCUCUACACUCUUGGUGAUAAAGGCACGAUCAGCGUCUGGGACAUUGAUAAUGGUGCCGCCUCAAAAGUCACCUCAAUGUCUCAAGCCUCACUGGUUCAAAACUCGGUGCACGUAGUCAAAACUCUAGACAGCAAUAACUUCCGACCACUCGUCAGUAUCUCAGCCAUUAACGAAAGCGAAUCGAUGCACUUGAACUUGGUGGCGGUCGCGGCUACAGGCACGAGAUUUUACUUUAGCUGUACCUCUGUUUCGAAUCCCAUGGGUAGACCCCAGUGCUUACAGCUAAUACACGUAAGGUUGCCGCCUGGUUACGCCGCCAAUGCGCCAGUUAUGAGGCCAAGGAAAGUACAGAUGGCUCAUUACAGAAAGGGAACCCUAAUUCUUAUAUGUGGUGGCGAUACCGAGAGCGCCUGGUGCCUGAGCAACGAUGCUUAUCCUUUCUCAAAUUAUCUCGCCGAGACUCAGAGCAUCUUACCUCUGGACAGCCCUGUGUGGGCGUUAGCCGAAAUUCCAGGAGAAUCUGCUAUUCAAAUUGAAAAGCAGUGUGGAACCCAGGGCGAUCCUCCACUUCUCGUUCGCCAGCACAUGGAACCACCUCGCAAAUUCAUCUUCCUUACUGCCCAAGGUGCCAUAGUUCUUAUUCAAGUGCGUCCCGUCGAUAUUCUUCGACAACUUCUUCUCGAGCAGCGAGGUCCAGACACCGAGGCUGUGAGAGCUUAUUUCCAGACGCAAUCGCCCGAGCAAGCCUGUGCCACCUGUCUCAUUCUUGCUACGCUAGAAAGUUCUCAAAAUGCACAAUUAUCUGAGUGGGCCACAAGAGCUUUCUUCUUGUAUGGAGGGCAAAGAAUUGCACCUGUUCAAUCAACAGAGCCACACACUCCAUUUCCAAGUGUCACUGCAGCAGAUUUGCGCACGUCAACACCCAGAAUGCCAGGUAUGGACAUGCGCUCGCAUCUGUUGCGCACGCCAAUGCAGCAGCUACCCCAGCAAAGUGGGCCAAACGCUGAUACAGCCCUGCAGCAAUUUUCGGCAAAACAUGGUGGCCUCUAUCUCUACAUAGGUAGGAUACUGCGACCGAUCUGGAAUCUCCGUUGCAUCAAGCAGGAGAGUGUCAAUGGCAAGUGCCAAAUUCACAGCACUGUUAACGCUACUCAGAUUGGCUGGAUAUUAGGUCAUUUGCAAGCGCUUCGUUCAUUCUUAAACAAAAAUACUCAUAUUUCCAAGCCGCACAGCACAGUGAGGAGUAUCACGGAUGGCUGUGAUAGCACAAUUGCUACUACUUUUCAAGAACCCAUUGUGGAAGAAAGAAACUCGCUUGAUGCUCUCAAAAUUUUUAUUACUCACGCAUGCGAAAUUCUUGGAUUAUGGAAAAUUCUUUGUGAAAAUCAGUUGCAUAAUAUUGUUAGCUGCUUAUCGAAAGAUCAAGUCAAUCAAUUUUCUACUGCCACUUUCAGAGAUCUUAUAUUAAUUGGUCAUGAAAUUUCUUCUCUUUUGAUAAUUCACCUAAUUGAUAGCUAUCUUGGUGAUAAUGCGUCCGUUGAUUCUGUCAGUGCAAAACUUCGGGAAAUAUGCCCUAAUCUUUAUCGUAGCGAAGACGCCGUCUGCUCAAAAGCUAAUGAAAUAAUACUGAAAGCCAAAAGUUGCACAAAUCCAGAAGAGAAAGAAACGUAUCUUCAAUCAGCUUUAAAGCUUUGUAAAGAAGUUGCUCCAAGAUUAAACAUCGGAGCAGUGUGUCAACAGUUUGUAGCUUGUCAUUUUUACCAAGGAGUAUUAGAACUAUGUCUGACUUGUGCAGAAAAAAUUGAUCCUAAUAAUGCUGCACUGCAUUAUUAUAAAAGUAACGAACCCAUAGAAGAUCAAGAAGGAAAUUUCGCUUAUUUGAAAAGAUUAGAAAUUUAUAAAGAAUUCACUGCCAUGCUUGAUUAUCUUUACAAUCAGAGUAUAUCGAAUUCAAUGGCUGUAGUUGCUUCAGCAAAAGAAAUGUUACAUGAAAUCAUAGAGGAAGCACUGCACUCUCCAUGUGAAACUUUACACACUGCUGUUUAUGCCUGGAUGAUAGAAAAGGGUCUUCAUGGUGAAUUAGUUGCUCUUGCAACACCGUCUCUUGAAGCUUAUCUUAUUCGCGUAAAUGCUCCAGAGUUGCUGUGGCAAUUUUAUGAAAGAAACAAGAAUCAUGCAGCUGCUGCCAAAAUUUUGUAUGCCCUUGCAACGAAAGUUGGCACUGAUGCUACCUUAGCGCAACGAGUUGAAUAUUUGGCAAGAGCUGUAGUUUGCAUGCGAAGUGAUGAAGCUGGUUAUGCACCCCAUCUUGGAGUAUUUUUAAGAGAACUAGAAGACAAAGUGGAAGUCGCUCGUAUACAGCAACAGAUUUUAGACACUAUUUACAAUCAACAAGUUCUUUUUGAUCCAAUGACUGUCCGAGAUGCAAAAUUGAGAUUAAACUCAGCUUUGCUUGACAUAACUCAGCUUUAUGAAGAAUAUGCAGAGCCAUUGCAAUUAUGGGAAUGUAAAUUGGCAAUCAUUCAUUGUUCUGGACAUCAAGACGUGAUGUUGAUUCAAGGCAUUUGGAAAAAUAUCAUUGAAUCUGAGUUGAAAAAUACUUCGUCUGCAUCUGCCGAAGAUCAACUAGCUAUUGUUACAAGUAAAAUAAAAUUACUAGGUCAAGAAUACUGUGGAACACCACAUUGUUUUCCAGUUGAUUUUCUAAUAAAGGAACUAGAAGUGCGAGCUUGCAGAUUGAAAAUCUCAAAUAAUCACAUCAUUACAUGUUUUUUACAACUUGGAAUACCAAUGGAAGAGCUUCUGGAUCACUAUGACAAAAUGAUUGGAGGAAAUAAUCGCACAUGGCUUAACGAAGGAAAUGAAUUCCAUUUGAUUGAAUCGACGACGAAUUUAGUUAAUUACUUCAUCACAAAUUCUAACAUUACUAAUGCUUUCAUAAGGAGGAAAAUAAUAACAAGGUGUCAAGACGUGAUUUCCAAAUGCUUGACAACGUUAUUCAGCAAACCAAAUGGUGGUGAACUCAUAUCUAAGCUUCGGUCCAUUCAAAGUGUCUUAAAUCGUUUGUAAUAUAUUUAACUACAAUUGAAGUCUGGUGAAAAGAGUUGAGCUGCCAGGUGACAAUAUGAUUGUCAAAAAAGAUAUGUACAAAUCUAAUGAGAAUCAGUUAAAUCAAUGCUAUAUGUAAUGAAUCAAUAUUCUGUUAGCUAUCAUAAGACUUUUCUCUAUUUUAAAAAGUGUGAAAUGUAGCUCUAUAGAACCAAGGUACGCUUCAUAUUUUUAAUAAAAAAACAAAAUUCUUGCUUAAAUAAACUAUUUUCUACGAAUGGAAUGCCAAGAUAAACUUUAUAGUUUAAUUAUGUAAAUGAAAAUAAAUAUUGUUUAUGAUUUGUAUUAAUAAAUGUUUAUAUAAA
This is a messenger RNA of Nasonia vitripennis (jewel wasp), 4592 nucleotides long. RefSeq names its product nuclear pore complex protein Nup155 (gene Nup154). Bases 352 to 4248 code for a protein of 1298 amino acids. Gene Ontology annotation, molecular function: protein binding; structural constituent of nuclear pore. Gene Ontology annotation, biological process: protein import into nucleus; transcription-dependent tethering of RNA polymerase II gene DNA at nuclear periphery; protein localization to nuclear inner membrane. Gene Ontology annotation, cellular component: nuclear pore; nuclear pore inner ring. The record is from RefSeq and is a predicted model, not a curated record. The transcript is spliced from 23 exons. NCBI's taxonomy places the organism in Eukaryota, Metazoa, Arthropoda, Insecta, Hymenoptera, Pteromalidae.